Messenger RNA from Haliotis rufescens (red abalone), 705 nucleotides. Its product is annotated as protein FAM133-like. The record is from RefSeq and is a predicted model, not a curated record. The transcript has 8 exons. NCBI's taxonomy places the organism in Eukaryota, Metazoa, Mollusca, Gastropoda, Lepetellida, Haliotidae. The coding region runs from base 205 to 636 and encodes 143 amino acids.
ACAUGACGUCUAAUAGAGGCAAUGUGGUAUUUUCAAUCAGCGUAAAUGCUCAAUCACCAAGGGCGAAUAACUCUAACCUUCGAUUAUAGCUGUUGAUUAUGUCCCCCUGAGUGAGACAUCAGACCGCUGUACGUGUUGUUCGUCAGACUAACAUGCAGAUUGUCUAGAGUAUUAUGACAACAUAAGCUGAACUUUGGAGACAAUAUGGAGUCUUCAUCCCACUCUAGUAGGAGUAGGAGAGACAAGGAGGAGAGAGACAUGAGGCCAGCCAAACGCAGACAUGUGUCUAGUGACAGCAGCAGUGACGACACUGACUCCUCCUCUUCAGAAUCAGAUGUGGACAGACACAGGAAAAAAAAGAAAAGACACAGGGACUCCUCGGAUUCUUCCUCAUCAGAUGAUAACCAUCGCAGGAAGAGGAGCAAGAAACACCACAAGCAUAAGCACAAGAAGAAGAAGAGAAAACACUCCAAGGACAAAGGACCAGUCCAGCUCUCUAAGUAUAUGAAGGAGAAGGGUGCCCGCAGUUCCAUCUCGGGGAAGAAGAUCAAGAUGAAGGUGAAGAAGUCCAAGCACGAUAAACAGCGAGACAAGAACAGAGCCCAGCUGCUCCAGUUUCUGAAUGAUGCACUGUAAGAUACGAAGACUUUGCUGCUAGACAUUGUACUGCUGUCGGAAAUUUAUGUUAUAAAGAAUGGAAUUCCA